AUGACUCCCACUGCCGAGGGUGAGGAGGGCGGUGCCGGUAUGUCCCAUGAAGAACAGAAGGAGGAGGACGACGAGGAGCAUGUCAAAAACCGCAGCAAAGUCUCAGCGGUCUCAUUUAAGCCACCGUCGCCGGAGCGGGAAAGAACUCUCCUCGGCGAGCUUCUCUUCCUGAAGCUUCAGAUGCUCUUGGGCAAGGAGAGCCCUGUGGAGAUGAGCUCCAAGGUGGUGGGCAUGCUCUUGCAACUGCCGCUGCCAGAGCUUCGGCAGUUGGUUGGCUCGUCCUCACUGCUGCGGCAGAGACUUGCCGAAGCACUGAAGCUUCUGGGCAUUCAGCAAGCCGGGACGGCAUCGACCUCCAGCGAGGCUGCUCUUGAGAUGCGCCCGCCGGUGGCUCGCCAAGCCGAGUUGCUGUUUCUGGCACUGAGCUGCCUCCUUGGCGAUCGAGACCUUGCGCUCUCCCUCACGAGCUCCUUGCAGCGACGCCUCACGGAGGCGGAGUUGGUGGGCUGUUUGGUAGAAGAGAAAAAGCUCCGCACCUCCAUCAAAGCUCUCUCCAAGACGUUGGAGAAGGAGCUGAAAGACGAAAAGGGUGCCGAGCCCAAGAGUCGGGCGCGGUCAAGGAGACGAAGCCAGCGAAAGAAGGCGCCACUUCCAUCGCAAGCUCAGCAAGCUCAGCCACCGCCACAGCCAGGUACCGCGAAGCGGAACGUGGCAGGGCCCAGUCCCGCAGCAGAACGUGGCCCUGCUCCUGCAGGCGGGAAUGCUGGGAGGCCAGCGUUUCAGCCCCGCCCGGCCGGAUCCGUGGCCAACCUGCAGGUGCCUCGAACGAAGCCCGAUUCUGCCCAGGCGGCCUCCACGACCUCGGCAGCAGCUGCAGCCACCUCGGCCGCCGCUGCCACGCCUUGCAGAGCGUCCGUGGCUGCCGCUGAGCCGGCAGUGGCUAAAGAUGAGGCAGCCGUGGCCGCGGCGCCGGAGGUGAAGCAGGAUUCGAGACCGACUUGGCCGAUUCAUGUGGGUACCGCCCCAUCUGCAUCUACAUCUUCGGGCAAGGCCAUUCAGCGAAGCCAGUCGCAGGCACCACAGGCAUCCGUGCCGACGCCUGUGGCAGAGGCCUCCCGUGCAGCUCGUGCUGCCAGCGCCGAGCCGGACCCGAAGCGGCAUCAGGUUCAGGAUUCUGGACAGUCUCGACGCCCGCAGCGCACGAAGCGCAAAGGCCACGUGUGGUCGCCGGUGACGGACGCCUUCGAGGUCGCACGGGCGAAUCUGGCAGAGAACGAAGAAACGAAGGCCAAGGCCUCGACGUCCAAGCCCUCUGCCAAGGCUGCCAAGGCACCUGCACCGCAACCCGACCGUCUGGCUCAGCAGGAGAUUCGUCAACAGCUGCAAGCUCUUGCCGAAUCCAAACUGCGAGCGGUGGAGAACGAGGAUUUCGAACUGGCUCAACAGCUGAAGCAGCAGGAGCAGGAGCUGCAGCAGCUUUGUGGGCCCACGAAGUCCUGGGCUUCCAUCGCCACGCCAGCAGUGCCACCAACCCGAAGCGUGAAGCCAGGCAUGGGAAUUCCUCCGAAUGCGAAUCGAAGCCUCUCGCCAGCGCGGACGGCUGCGCACAAGACCGGGAAGCUGGUUUUUGUGCUGACAGCGCCAGGGGAGCUCACUGUCGAGUCCUUCAAAGCAACCUCAACCCACGUGUCGCGACGAGAUGCCUUGGCGCGCAUUGCCACGGCAGCCUUGUGGAGAGGUCGAUCUCUUUCCUGGGACGAUGUUCAUGAGAUUGUGUUCAUCUUCGAGGAUUACCACGCGCUUCACAUAACACCGCGAUUUGUGGCGAGCUGCCCAGUGCCUUCAGAGUACCAUCUGAUAAUGGUUCUGGCACGAGCACUGGAGGGAACUGGAAUGCCAGGACUUGAGAUUACGGCGCCGGAUAAGGAAAGAUUCCUUGGAGGUCACAUCGAAGAUAUGGUUUCCAAGUAUGGCCGAUCUGGACCGUCCGCGGUAGUCUUGCUGCACGAGACUUUCCCACAAAGUCUGGGCCUCUACGACCGAAGUGCAGGAUCUCGGGGCGACUCCCUGAGAAAUCUGGUCUUCUUCCUGGGAGCGGUGAAGGACAUGACGCCCGAAGAGAGGGGUGCUGUGCAUCGAGCCUGCCGCCAUCACUCAGUUCCCUGCGUGGAGGCAAACCUCGGCCAACAGGCUGAGUUCACCUCGAAGAUCAUCGAUGUACUGCACGGGCACCAUUUGUACGGCCGCCUGGCCCCAGCCGUGUGGCGAUGCACGCGUCGUCCACAGAAGGCGGAGCAGCAGGCAGAGGCAACUCGUCCGGCUCCACCAAGUGGGCUGCUCUGGGUUUUCGUCCCGAUGGGCGGAUCGCCUCGUGAUCCUGUGGCUGAUGACAAGAAGAGGGACGGGCAGUACGAGAUUCCGCGCUGCUGCAUCUCCCAGCUCUGGUGCUCGAAAAGUGAGCAUCGAAGCCAUGCCUUGUCCUUCGUCUACCCGAACGGAGAGGUGUUGACGGUGAACCCGUCCUUGGUGACGUGCCUCAAACUGCAGCACCGUGCAGCGCCGACAGAGCGGAAUCUGGUGAAUGCCCUCCGUGUCGCCACAGGCGACUGGAAGGCCGAUCCGAACUUGACGGUGGAUGAGGGUUGUGUUGUCCUCGGCAAAGCCUCGGACAUAAUGGCGCAGCGAGGAGGAGGCGCUCUCCUGCCGCAGCGCACAGCACUGGUGGAUUUGGAGCUCGACGGGAGCCCUGCUGCCGCUGCCCAGGGUCCCGGCCGAUUGGACGUGUAUGCGUCAGUCGAGCAGGAGACGCAAAAGCCUGUGCGAGACGUGGUCGUGCUGCUUCAUGGCGAGCGCGACUUUCCCCGCGGCUUCCGCGAGUCACUGGCCCAAGGUCUCCUGAGCUUCAAGAGCUUUUCGACGUCGCCCUGGCAGCGCCUUUUGAUGCCACGUCUGAGCAUCCAUGCUGCCAUUUCCCUUUUGGGACAUUACUGGGACACUCGAGUGUUGUCCUUGUCAGUGUCUUCGACUUCCGUCGCAGGUUGCGAGCGGUCUCCGGGCCCCCACAAGGAGGCAUCCAAGCCGGUUGCAACACCGAAGAUCCUCCAGAGGAAGGCGGCGGAUACAUCUCCAGUUCGGUCUCCGGGCAACGCUGCUCGGGUUGCCUGGGAGGAGCUGAUCAGCAGUGAAGAGGAGGAUGGCGACGGUGAGCCGUGGUCCAGUGCGUCGAAAAGAGAUAUGUAUGGUCUUCGCCUCAUCAACAACUUCUACGCGGACUUCGCAGGCACCCGCUCCGACUUCGUCAUUGUCGGGCACCCCGAGUACAACCUCGGAAAGGCCCAGUCCGAUUAUGGCUACAAGGAAGGAUGGGACAAUCGGCCAAUUCCGUCGAAGCCUGGGAGGAGCUUGCCUGGCGACAGAAUCCAGCGAAAGGGCAAAGCAGCUUACCUGGAAGCCUUGGCGAAGCCGGCUUGCAAGGCAUCUUACAAGGAGCGGGCGCUGGCCAAAAGCCAGUCCGACACGCAGGUGAGAGCUCGGGCCGGCGGGGGAAGAGAUGCAGGUAGCACCAUUGACACGUUCUUGGAGGAGCUGCAGGCCAUGGAGAAGUUGCCGCCGUGUUCCCCGAAUCGGCUGACCUCGGGGUGGGCAAACGACAUCAGAUCUCAACCAGUCAUGAAGCAUUACUCUGCGGUUCAGGAAGACCUCGAAGUUCUUCGCAGGCGACUACAUCGCACUCCCAGUGCGGUGAAGGCAGAGCUGCAGCAGGAUGAUGCUUGGCGUUAUUAUGACCUCUACUUUCAGCAGGCCAAGAAGAACGGAGAACAAAUCAGGCAGACCAAGCUGAAGGCUAACAAGAUGAUGGAGAAGGCCAUGCGCGGGACGGAUUGA
Molecule: messenger RNA, 3885 nt
Organism: Symbiodinium sp. CCMP2592
Lineage: Eukaryota; Dinophyceae; Suessiales; Symbiodiniaceae
Source: the annotation of a GenBank genome assembly